CGAGGGCCGCGCGAUGUCGCACGGGCCCGGGCUCGUCCGCACCACGUGCAGCAGCGGCAGCGCCCCGGGAGCCGGGGCCGGCGCGGGGCCGCUGGGCGCGAGCUCUUCGGAGGGGCUGCUGGACCCCGUCUACCCCCGCACCCACGGAGCGCUGCUGAAAGUGGCCCAGAUGGUCUCGCUGCUGAUUGCCUUCAUCUGCGUGAGGAGCUCUCUGUGGACCAGCUACAGUGCCUACAGCUACUUUGAAGUGGUCACCAUUUGCAACUUGAUCAUGAUUCUCGCCUUCUACCUGGUCCACCUCUUCCGCCUGUACCGCGUGCUCACCUGUAUCAGCUGGCCCCUGUCGGAACUCCUGCACUAUUUAAUCGGUACCCUGCUUCUCCUAAUCGCGUCCAUCGUGGCAGCUUCCAAGAGUUACAACCAGAGCCGACUGGUGGCUGGAGCGAUCUUUGGCUUCCUGGCCACCUUCCUCUGCCUGGCGAGUGUGUGGCUGUCCUACAAGAUCUCGUGCGUGACCCAGUCAACAGGUAAAAUUACGGAGGAAGAGCCAAAACAAACAGCUGAAGAAGUUACAGUACCUCUGAGGAAGAGGCCUGGGGUGGAGAGGAGCAGGGAGAGGAAUCAUCGUUCCCACGGGAAGUGAUGCCGCCGUCUGAUGCCCUAACAGCCCGCCAGCCCUGUAGGAGGCGCUGCAGGACGUGUGACCCACGCUGAUGGAGGGGCUUGAGCCGGCGGCCGCAGGAGAGACCGGGGUUUGGGUCCCUGGGCCGGUGGGUGCGGGACGGGCCCUUCCUCCGGCUCCUGAGCGGGUCCAGCCUCUCUCGCCAGCCUUCUUCACUUCCUCAGAGAAUAUUCCUCCCCUUCCGGGAAAGAAAAGCAGCCUCCAGGGAAAUCUGAUCUCUCCCUCCUGCUUUAGAACAGCCUCAGGGACUGAUGCCCCCCUCCCCCCGUUAAGGUGAAGGGGUGGUGUUUGAAUACUCUGCCGAACCCUUCCCCUCUCCCCAGACCUCCAAGGGGCGUCUUGUGAAAACACAGCCACCUCCUAAUUUAUCUCGCUUGGAAAUCUGGUCUUGAAGGUACCCUCUUUCUUAAAGUGAGGCUUACGGGAACACCAUGCUGUCAGCCUGUCCCCAAAUAGGAGAUCUUGGCUCCCUUCCUGUUGUUACCAUUGUGUACGUGUUUAUGUGUUUUUAAAUAAAAUGUUGACUUGGCUAAUUGCAGAAGGAUUUAUUAAGUUAGAAGAAGGCUGUGAAGUGAGCGCUACCUGGAGGCCCACUGGAGGUAAGAGGAGCAGAGGGUGCAGAUGGUCCUGGCCUCUCAAGAUUUGAGUAUUUUCUUUCUUUUUUUAUAAAUUAUUUAAUUUUGGCUGCGUUGGGUCUUCGUUGCUGGGCGCGGGCUUCCUCUAGUUGCGGAGAGCAGGGGCUACUCUUCAUGCGGUGCGUGGGCUUCUCGUUGCGGUGGCUUCUCUUGUUGCGGAGCACUGGCUCUAGGCGCGCGGGCUUCGGUAGUUGUGGCACACAGGCUUAAUUGCUCCGCGGCAUGUGGGAUCUUCCUGGACCAGGGGUCGAACCUGUGUCCCCUGCAUUGGCACGCGGAUUCUUAACCACUGCGCCACUAGGGAAGUCCUUGUGUAUUUUCAAAGUAAAUUGAUAUAAAGGGUGGAAGCCAGUACUGUUUACACAAGACUCAAAAGCAACACAGGCAGCCUUUAAAAAGAGGGCAGUUCUGACACAUGCUACCCCAUGGAUGAAUAAGCCAGACACAAAAGGACAAAUACUGUAUGAUUUUAGUUACACGAGGUGCACACCGGUGGUAGGCAGAAUUCAGAGAGACAGAAAGUAAAAUGGUGGUUGGUUGCCAGGGUCUGGAGGGAGGGGGCCCUGGUGUGAAUGUUUAAUGCGUACAGUUUCCAUUUGGGAAGAUGAAAACAUUCUGGUUGGGACUUCCAUGGUGGUCCAGUGGUUAGGACUCUGUGCUUCCACUGCAGGGGAUACAGGUUUGAUCCCUGGUCGGGGAACUAAGAUCCCACAUGCCGAGAAGCCAAAAAAAAAAACAAA
Molecule: messenger RNA, 2057 nt
Organism: Globicephala melas (long-finned pilot whale)
Lineage: Eukaryota; Metazoa; Chordata; Mammalia; Artiodactyla; Delphinidae
Gene: CMTM7
Product: CKLF like MARVEL transmembrane domain containing 7
Cellular component (GO): membrane
Source: RefSeq, a predicted model, not a curated record